Trachemys scripta elegans is the source of this 856-nucleotide messenger RNA. Its product is annotated as C-type lectin domain family 9 member A-like. The record is from RefSeq and is a predicted model, not a curated record. The transcript has 4 exons. The coding region runs from base 139 to 573 and encodes 144 amino acids. Lineage: Eukaryota; Metazoa; Chordata; Testudines; Emydidae.
GUUCUGCAGAACAAAACCCUCAACAAGCAAUGUGAAAUUGUGGACAAUAUCACCCAACUGCAGAAAACACUGGAAAUCUGCCACCAGCAAAGAGAUGAUCUCCAAGCAAAGAACACAAACCUCACAAAUAUUGUGAACAUGAAAGGAGAUAAAUAUAGACCUUGCCCAGAGAGCUGGAUACAGCAUGGAGAGAAGUGUUACCAUUUUUCGAAGGAAAUGAAAACAUGGCACAAGAGUAAAGAAUACUGCUCUUCUUGGGGAUCCCUACUGCCUAAAAUAGAGAACAAGGAAGAGCUGGAUUUCAUAAAGUCUCAGGCCUCAUUUCACUGGAUUGGAUUAUCCCGUACGGCAAUGGGUCAUGGCUGGGUGUGGCAGGAUGGCACAGCCCACUCCACUGACCUUUUUCCAGUAAAGAUACAAGAGCCUGGAGAAAAAUGUGCACUUUUCAAAGCUGGAGAAGCCUUCUCCCAUAACUGUACAGGCCAAUAUCGCUAUAUUUGUGAAAAGAGGGCUACUCAGAAAAAGGCUACUGAACGGGCACAAGGAAGAUUACAGUAUCCAUGGCAAUCAUAACCGACGACAUUCCAAAGGGAAAGAUAAUUCACCCCUUGAGCUUGCAGAGUUGUCAUUUUCAGUGAGGAGCAGCAACUUCUGAUGAUAAACCAUGUCCCUUUCAGAAAUUUCCACAGCCAACCAAAACACUCCUACCAUGCAUGCGGAUUUAUCAAACAUGGCUGGAAAUGGCAGAGUUUAUUUUAAAGAUCAAUUAGUUCACCAUGAAGAUAAGAAACUGGGUUUAUUUUUAUUUUAUUGCAUCCCAUACUCCUUAUGUCAUAAAGUUCUGCAUUUCUAAUUC